This is a messenger RNA of Dermacentor silvarum, 1281 nucleotides long. RefSeq lists its product as uncharacterized. Lineage: Eukaryota; Metazoa; Arthropoda; Arachnida; Ixodida; Ixodidae. The record is from RefSeq and is a predicted model, not a curated record. The transcript has 6 exons. The coding region runs from base 1 to 1281 and encodes 426 amino acids.
AUGCUUUUGCCACCAGACAAGUCCCCCACAAGCGAGCAAUGCACCAGCUACCUACAGAAUACCACGUUGGUUUGCAAAACAAAUCAAAGGACAAAUGUGCAGAAAGACUACCCUAGCCGCUCCCGCAUAAACAUCAAAAAGAUCAGCAUCAACUCCAUCACCAACUUCAGCGACCCCGAAGACGGCUUCGACAUAAUCUACGACGAAGAGCAUCACCGAAAACCCAGAUACAACACGAAAGGCCUGACGACGGAGCCCCGCACAAUCGAAAGUGGCAAAUGCACGUGCCGCUACGGCAGCCUGGACUACAAGAGCCCCUUUGUAGGAAACAAACAGCCUGCAGAGCUGUCCCCAUUUUAUGCAUUGAAGCACUUCCCGGGCAUUGUAUCGCCAUUUACGGAAGCACUGCAAGAGAUGGCGAGGAGUGAGGCAGAUUUAAUCAGCAUUGAAGCAGAACAAGAAGCCAGGCGGGUUUCACAGCUCGAAAAAAUUAUCCAGCUGCUUCCAGCACCUUGCAACGCCUUGCAUGUGCUGCAGAUAUCAGGCACCUACCCGAAGCUAAGUGUAGCAGCAAAGGAUUACGUACAACUCAUGACGCAAGAGCAGAAGGAGUUUUAUCAGACAAAUAUUGUCUGUGAGUCACUGUCAGACCUAUGUGUGGCCACCAUGGGCCAGUCAAGCUGUCUAAGGUGGCACAAAGAAAAGAAGUUUCGCAUAAGCAGUACCACUAGCCACACAAUACUCCAUGCCCGACGGAGCCCUGAGGAGGUUGCCAGGGCCAUCCUGAACUCAAGGCCAUUUUCUACAGAGGCCACGGCUUAUGGACUCCGUACAGAACCCCUGGCUCGGAUGGAGUUUGAGCGUCAACUAGGUGUUGAAGUUGUGGAGAUGGGUUUGCUCAUACACCCGGAUCAGCCUUGGCUGUGUGGCAGCCCUGAUGGCAUGUUCUACCUGUCUGGGGAAACAUGCCUUUUGGAAAUCAAGUGUCCCCACAAGUGUAAAGAAGCAGACAUGUUCGACAGCUCGGGAGAGAGCAUCCUAGACUACAUCCAGGGAACAGGCAGCAACCGAAGACUGAAGACGACGCACAGAUAUUUCACUCAAGUACAGAUAUUACUGUACUUGUUGAAUGUACAAAAGUGUUAUUUUUUUGUAUAUUCUAGCAGGCAAAAUGUCAUUAUUGAAGUCAGCAGGGAUGAUGCCUUUCUUUACGAGAGCAUCCCAGCCCUUGAAAGAUUUUAUUUUACUUACCUUCUGCCUGCUGCAGCUGCAGCAAAAUAA